AUGGAAAAAUUUUGGACUUCCUUUGCCGGCAUAAGAACAACUACUUCUCCUAAGGUGGAAUCAUUCGGUAAAAGACUUAUUCCAUUAAUAGCAAAUUUACUGGAGAGCUCCUCACGCUACUCCGCGUGGAAAGAGGUGAAGACUUUCCACCUAAAAAUUUCGAACCUGAGUAAUUUUCGGAUUAAGCCCAUAGUAUCAAAAUCUCUCAAGGGCCGGGGUGGGAGAUCUGGAAGUGAGCGGGAAGAUUCUGGCCACGUGGCGGUCUCCGACCGCGGUACAGUUGUGGAGUUGGCGGACACCGUGAAGGCCGGAAGUCACACCUGCAUAAGGAGCUCCUGGAGCUUGGGCGGAUAUGCGGCGCGAGGGGGAGAGAUAGAAAUAUCAAAAUCUUCAAGGAAUGAAAUAUGGAAAGAAAUAAAUAUGCAAAGAAACCGAUUGCCCACAAUAUGGAAUGAAUGUUUGCGCCGAUUGCCCACUGGACAAACUAGGAUGUCGCCUAUAGAAAGAAAAAGAGAACAUGUGGACUUCUUGACAGCAGCAGACUCUCUCUUCAAAUCCACGAACCGCAUACUUGCUCUCCAGUUCAUGUGCGUCGAGGGGCGAGGUCCCAUGCAGGAGCUUUACCUCCUUCCUCGCGUCCCCCAAAGUUGUAAUCAGCUCGUUUUCUCUUGUGGUCAAGCCAUAGCUCUCCAACAAGGCAAGUCUACAACUAUUUUGCAACCUUGUCGCAGCUAUGAUUGA
Molecule: messenger RNA, 741 nt
Organism: Striga asiatica
Lineage: Eukaryota; Viridiplantae; Streptophyta; Magnoliopsida; Lamiales; Orobanchaceae
Source: the annotation of a GenBank genome assembly